Molecule: messenger RNA, 489 nt
Organism: Bipolaris oryzae ATCC 44560
Lineage: Eukaryota; Fungi; Ascomycota; Dothideomycetes; Pleosporales; Pleosporaceae
Exons: 1
Coding region: 1-489 (162 amino acids)
Source: RefSeq, a predicted model, not a curated record
AUGGGCCAAGCAAAGCCGCAUAAGCCCAUUGUUUUGAACGCCAACGACAUCACCAGCACGGCUUCGGAGCGCUUCCCAGACCCCAGUGCUGGCGGCGACGUUUCAUGGCGAACAUUAAUCUCCGCACCAAAGACGCGCUCAAACUCCUUUACCGUGGGCAUUGCUACAUGCGCUCCGGGCGUCUCGGCCGGGUGCCAAGGCCACCUUAAGCCCCACCGUCAUAAACAAGCCGAGCUGUAUCACUUCACCUCUGGUAAGGGCAUCGUGACGAUUGAUGGGGUCGAGUACCAAGUAAGCAAAGGGAGCGUGGUGUGGAUACCCGGUGAUGCCGAGCAUGGGGUUCGGAAUUUAGGAGGAAGAGGAAGAGGAGGAGAGGAUUUGGUAUGGUUGUAUGCGUUUGCUACCGAUGCGUUCGAGGAUGUUGUGUAUCGGUUCAGUGAGGGUGGUAAAGAAGCAGCAGCAGCAGCAAACAUAAAAGCGAAAUUGUAA